CGAGCGGCGGCGGUUCCGGGCGGCGGCGGCGGGCCCGGCCCGCGGAGCGCGCAGUACAUGGUAAUUCCAUCACCUCCUGGCCAUCCAAAUGAUGAAAUCAGAAGCUAAGGAUGGAGAAGAGGAAAGCCUGCAGACAGCAUUCAAAAAGCUGAGAGUUGACACAGCUGGAUGUACCACUUCUCUCUCUGUGGGUGAUGGGACAAGUCCCAGAGCAAUAGUUAGAACAGUGGCAGAUGAAACCAAACCUAAGAAUGUGUGUGCUUCUAAGGAAACCUGGCAUGGGUCUGUGAAGAAGCCCUCGAGAGGAGUUGUGAGAACCCAGCGUCGCAGGCGUUCCAAGUCUCCAAUUCUUCAUCCUCCAAAGUUCAUCCAUUGCAGCACAAAGUCACAUUCCACGUGCAGCCAGCUGGUGCAGAAGAGCCAGGCUGAUGCCCAGGAGGACAGCAGUGGGUUUGGGAUGCCAGUCCCAAAGGAAGCUUGUGCACACGAACACUGCAGCGUUGCUCUGGAUGUUGGCCAGAAGGGAGCUGAGGAGUCUUUGGGAGUUUCUGUUGCACAGUUGACAGCGGAGAACACACAGGAGAACUCUCCAGCUGCAGCUUCUCCAGUAUCCAGAACAAGCCUAAAGACUACAGAGCUUUCUGACUUCCAGUCUAUGUCCAAGCUGAACACGAGUGAGCCGUGUGCAUGUGCAGAUAAAACCUGUCAGUGCAAACUGUGGCAAGAUAUGGAAGUGUACAAAUUCUCUGGCUUGCAGAACACCCUCCCACUGGCACCUGAUAGAACGGUUUCUGAGGAUCACUCCCAGCUUUUGCCAUCAAGAACUCCCUCAAGUUCUCCACGCUCUUGCUCUGAGCAAGCCAGGGCCUUUGUGGAUGAUGUGACAAUUGAAGAUCUUUCGGGAUACAUGGAGUAUUACUUGUAUAUUCCAAAGAAAAUGUCUCACAUGGCAGAAAUGAUGUACACCUGACAGCAGCAGCACUAAAACCAGAAGAGUGGCUGAUUUAAAUCUGCCCUCAGGCACAUCAUGUGAAUAUGCAACCCACUCCUUGCUCACUGUGCUUGCAAUAAAAACACUUCUUUGCAUCUCAGCUGAUGUUGAUUAUUUAGGCUGGACAAACAGUUUAGUUUCAGCAUUAUAAUUUAAGCUUGGAAUAGAUAAUGUGGUAAAUGAACCUAGAGUGUAUCUGCCUGUACUUAAGAGACCCAACACUAAUUCUACUUUGUUUCCAAAAUCCUCUUGUUGCUUUGUUGGAGUCCCUAGAUUGCUUGGUGAUAAGAGCUCUUCUUGUGAGACACCUGGUGUCACUCAGCUCCUUUGAAAUCACUUUGACCUCAGGUUGUAAGACUCAGGCUUGUGGUUUUGGAUGCUUGUGCCUCUGAUUUUAUUUCAUAAAGGAGUGUGGCCAUCUCCUAACCUCCCCUAGGUACUAUUACUGGAAAAGUGGAAAGCAAACCUUUCACUGAAUUUCCAACAGGCCUUAGAGACUUGUGUUGCAAGAGAAACACCCUGCUUCCUCAGGCGAGCUGCUGCUGUGGUUAACCAAAGGAAAAGUGAGGGCAAGGGCUGUGCUCACUGUACUUGUUAUGGUGACCAAACCAGAAUUUGCUCAUUUCAGUGGUCUUAAUUCAUACACUGUCUGUCAUUUUUGGGGGUUUUUAGCUUCUUUUUAUCCUAUUCUAUAGGAGCAAGUAUUAUCCUUCCUUCAGGCAUUAAAACCCAUCGACUGCAGUGAACAGUUGUCACUUGUAGGGAAGUCUUGAGCACUGUCUCCACUCCAGUCUUGCUAAGCCAUCAUCACUUUAGCUGCCCUGCCCAGCUUUGCAUUCUCCUGGAAUUUACUGCUUCAGAAGCAGGCAGCUCUCCAUACACAGUGUGCAUCAACACAGUGUCUCUUUUAUGAGUGUCUAGCAAAGGAGCAUCCCAUCAAAUAACAUAAUUGGUUGAGGGUGAGAAAAGUUGCAUUUUGGCUUGUCUUUACUAUUUGUGGUACCACAAUUUUCUGACGUACAAGAUGUGGAGAAGGAAUGGAGACAAACAUUUUCCUGCAAAGUCAUUUGGGGUUUUUUUGCAAUUUCUGUGGCAGCACCUGGUGUCUCAGAACAAGUGGCCAUGUAAGUCCACCUGUUUUGCCAGUCCUGAAGUGUCACCUACGCCAUGCAGAAUUUACCUGUGUCCACAUCCCUUUCUGUGCUCUGAAAUAGCUGCAUUUCUGCCACUUGUGUUCUGAAUUCAAGGCAAUUUUUUGGUAACUUUUGUUUACAAAACUGGGCUACAAAGUGCAGAAUGACUUUAUUUCUCAAAUAAUUAUUCUUAACAGUUCUCAAAUGCAAAUUCCAACCACAGCACUGUCAUGGGGCUGAAAGUGCCUUUCAAGACUGCACUGCUUUUACCAUUUCAUUCUUUAGUGACCACAGACCUGUACUGCAGGGUUUAGGAUUGCACUGUCCACUGCUCAGUACUGUGUUAAAGUGGACUGAAAUCCAGGAGAUGUAAAAAUAGUAGAAAAAUGUGAGCUGGUGCUGACUGAGAAGGGACACAAGCAGUGCCACUAGAGGUCAGCCCCAGGCUGGAGCUGGCUGCUGCAGCAGGCUCAGUCUUUGGGGAGAAUGGGAAUUUUUCUGCCAAAACAAAGAAAUAAGAGCAGCUCUUAUUUCUUUGGUGCCUCUUAUUUCUGUGUGGUGCCUUUGUGCAUACUGACUGUCAGUGUUUUCUGAAGUUUAUGUGGGUUUGUUGGUGGUCAACAAAAGCUCUUUAAAUGCCAAAAUCUGCAUAAGUUAUUAAUGUUUAGACAAAGUGUGCAAUCAGUUCACAACUGUGCUGUGUAAUUAGGAAAAGUUGCUAAGUAAAUAAUUACAUAGUCCUGAA
This is a messenger RNA of Lonchura striata (white-rumped munia), 2869 nucleotides long. Its product is annotated as oxidative stress-responsive serine-rich protein 1. Gene Ontology annotation, biological process: cellular response to hydrogen peroxide. Lineage: Eukaryota; Metazoa; Chordata; Aves; Passeriformes; Estrildidae. The record is from RefSeq and is a predicted model, not a curated record.